Molecule: messenger RNA, 1344 nt
Organism: Opisthorchis viverrini
Lineage: Eukaryota; Metazoa; Platyhelminthes; Trematoda; Opisthorchiida; Opisthorchiidae
Exons: 6
Coding region: 1-1023 (340 amino acids)
Biological process (GO): nuclear pore organization
Cellular component (GO): nuclear pore transmembrane ring
Molecular function (GO): protein-macromolecule adaptor activity
Source: RefSeq, a predicted model, not a curated record
AUGAAGGAGAUCGGUGUUGCUCGGCUCCCAGGAUGGGGACCGCGUGAUCCUCACUGUGCCUGGUUGGAGACACUACAAGAUAUGGCUGCCAACCGAUAUGUUCUGUACCUCCAUCCUACACCACCCAUCCGAACCCCUCCACACAAACGCGACGUGGCAAUACCACCCUUUGAAGUGAAGUAUCAGGAUCAUUUGCCUGCUUCAUUUCGGACGCAAGUCCGUCAGAGACUUGGAAUCGGCUCUGUUGUACAACUUACACCUAGGAAUGCCCUAUCCUGCACUGAUGAAUGCCCGUCGUUGGUGGAUUCUCUCGCGCGUCGUGAACUUGGAGAAGCAGUUAACAUUCUUUGUGUUCGGGCGUCGAAGGUGGCAUCAAAACUGCCUCUUUUACAAUCGCUCAAGUCUGAUAUACCGUAUGCCAUCACCGCAGACUUAUUUGCAGGACCUCUCGAAGAUGUGUCUACGUCAACUCAGGUUUACACCGGUGGACAGUCGUUAAUCUGGGCCAUUGAAAUUCUGGCUUGCCUUACCUUAGCCUCAUACACUGAAGAUACUUACGGCUCAGUGCAGCGAUCGUUGGGACGCAUUUUGUCGCUGUUUGCUGACGGCCUUGAAGUUGUGGAGCGACACUUGCGUCUCGUCGGUUUACUGACCAAAGAUGUGGGAUCAAAUGUCUACCCGAUGCCAGAGGAUGAGCUUUCAAAUAGCCCUGGAUUAUCGGGUGAACUUCCCGCCUCAGACUCACCGGUUUCUGCGCGAUUGACCCCCUACAUGAACCCAGUUGCUGCGUGCAAGGCGGAAGAUAUCUGUAACCUGUCAUAUUACCGCCUCGCGUCUGAUCCAACUUUGCCGUGGCGGGUCUAUGCUACCUUAACAUGGGCUGCUACCAACUGUCUUCGACAGUUCGGAGACCAUCUAGAUUCCAUCCAAAUGAGCCAGAAAGCGCGACAGCGACUGCGUUUAGCUGCGGCCACGCGUCUGGCAUCAGGUCAGCUCAACGGGUCAAUCCAAACGCACUACUAAAUGUCUCCAAAUAGAUGUUCGAGCAUUUUAUAUAUAUUCAUAUUUAUAUACAGUCGUACAUUGAAAGAGUUAAUGUUCUUGUCUAUCACAUGUGGCGGUCUGAUAUCACAGUUAGGCAAUGUCUUCUUGUGAGGGCGGUCGUUGAUGAGCGUUCUUUUUAACCUUGUCGAGCAUCCACCGUAUCCCAUCCGAUACUCCAUCUCUGAAAAUAAGAUUGGAAAUAUCAAGCUGUGAGAGGGAAGCCAACUAGAUGGCUGUGUCUGAAAAACAAAGUCUCCGAAACUAUUGUAAAGUGACCCCGAAACGUAAUUAACACACUCG